AGCUCAGCUCUUCAGCAGGACCUUACCUGUUCCUCGGUCAAGCGCUGUACAAUCCACAGUCUCUGGUCAUCUCCUGUACUGUCUGCAGUCUCUUGGUCAUCCCCUGUACUGUCUGCAGUCUCUUGGUCAUCCCCUGUACUGUCUGCAGUCUCUUGGUCAUCUCCCCUGUACUGUCUGCAGUCUCUGGUCAUCUCUGUCUGUCUACUGUGUCCACAGUCUGUGGUCAUCUCUUGUACUGUGUCCGCAGUCUCUGGUCAUCCCCUGUACUUUCUGCAGUCUCUGGUCAUCUCCUCUACUAUGUAUGCAGUCUUUAGUCAUCUCCUGUACUGUGUCCGCAGUCUCUGGUCAUCUCCUGUACUGUGUCCGCAGUCUCUGGUCAUCUCUUGUACUGUGUCCGCAGUCUCUGGUCAUCUCCUGUACUAUGUCUGCAGUCCAUUGGUU
Molecule: messenger RNA, 441 nt
Organism: Staurois parvus
Lineage: Eukaryota; Metazoa; Chordata; Amphibia; Anura; Ranidae
Source: the annotation of a GenBank genome assembly